ACAUGUUUUCUCCCGAAACCGCCUCCACCGCCCAAUUCUUCCAUGACAAACCCGCUACAAAUCAUUUCCGACCUUUGCCAAACACAACAACCUGCCUACGCGUCAUAAGUCACGUUCCCUGUCAAUUCUACCUUGUUUACAAAACUCCGUAAAAGGUUAUGAUCCGAAAUUGACAGUUCGUGGUUCGGUUUGACAUAGGGCAAAGGUGCGAACGAAACAUGAUCCGAUAAUCCCUUAAGACCUAUGAUCAAAGCCGGAACUGCGUGAAAUGACCUUAAACUGUUCAUUCCACUCGUUACAUAAAUCUCUUGAAACAUUCGCACCUCUACUCUGAAAUUCCAAAAUCAUGACCAGGUUCUACGAACACACCACGAUUUUUAACUAUACUUGGGACCAAGUAGCGCAGGGAUUCUGGAAGAGAUACCCCAACCCGAACAGCAAACACGUCCUGUCUGAAGACACAGUGUGUCGGAAUGUGCGUUCAGGCCGCUUGUUUUCGACGAGGCUCCUCAGCAAAACUAACCCGAUACCGAAGUGGGCGGAAAGGUUCAUAACCUCGAAGCACGUCCACAUCAUCGAGGAGUCGAUAGUCGACCCAGUGAACAAAGUAUUAAUUACGUACACGAGGAAUCUUGGCUACACGAAAGUCAUGAGUGUGACCGAGAAAGUGGUCUACCGACAAAGCGACGAGCAGCCUGGGAAAACCGUGGCGGUGCGAUCGGCGUGGAUUGACUCUCAGAUCAGAGGCUUCAGCAGAGCGAUCUGUGCCUUCGGGUACGAAAGGUUUAAGAAAAACUGCAAUAAAAUGGUGGGCGGAUUUAAUUACGUCCUAGCUAACAUGUUCCCCCUGCAGAGCACCGUCACAACGACACAUGCCACAAUAACGGCCACCAGUAAAUUGAAAGAUGCAGCGAUAAAUGCGUCCGAACUCGCCAAGUCAAAAGCGGUUCCCAUAUAUGCGUCCCUGCAUCCUAAUCAAUCCUAAUACGUACUAAUUAAAUAAUUAAAAAAAAACUGGUCACGUUACUUGUUCACUUUAAACUACUAAGAUUCACUCGCUAAAGUAUUCCAUCGUUUAAUUAUAAAUUAAUUUCGAUUUUUGAUACUUUUUUAUUCAAAAAAAAAAAACAUGUAUAGUGUAAUUAACUUAAGCGAAAUUUAUUAUGGAUGUACAUAUGACUACCAGUUGAAAGUUGUUUGUGUGUAGGAUGUUCAUGGAAGGUGUAAUUAUUUUUAGACUCGCGUUACGUACUAUGAGGUACUGAGUAUUGUACGAGUUGUAAUUAAAAACUAAUAAACAUUCGGCAGAAGCAAAA
This is a messenger RNA of Zophobas morio, 1316 nucleotides long. RefSeq names its product protein preli-like. Bases 347 to 985 code for a protein of 212 amino acids. Gene Ontology annotation, biological process: phospholipid transport. The transcript is spliced from 4 exons. Gene Ontology annotation, molecular function: phosphatidic acid transfer activity. NCBI's taxonomy places the organism in Eukaryota, Metazoa, Arthropoda, Insecta, Coleoptera, Tenebrionidae. Gene Ontology annotation, cellular component: mitochondrial intermembrane space. The record is from RefSeq and is a predicted model, not a curated record.